AUAUAUAAAAAAAAACACAGAUAGCAAACUGACUGUUUUCCCUAAAACGCCGAAAAACAAAAGGGUAAAGCCCCAUAGCUUGUGCGUUUUGCUAAAUUGCGCCGCUCGCCGGUUGUCCACAUCUCGCCGUCGUUCCCCGACGGCCCCGCCUCAGUAUCGAUUCUCCACCGUCGAUUGGCUGAAAUAUUACUUUUCUAACGCUUUCUCUCUUUAGUUGUAUAUGUUAUAGUGGCAUAACUUACCGGCUAUGGAUAGAGGUAACGUGGGCCGCCGUACGCACGUCAGAAAUUCUGAGAGCUUUCUUUGUUUGGUGUGUACGGCAGGUUCGUCGUUUUUCUAUGGCGGAGGCUCUGAUUGAAGCCCUUGAAUCCGAAACCCUAGCCCAUGGAAGUUCUUUAGAAUUCAAAUUUGGAAGCAACGAGAGAAAAAAAAAAAAAAAAGAAAGAAGGAAAUUUGAGAGCUUGCUUUUGGAGUGAAGGAGGCUGAAUUUAGAGCUCACAGGGUAACCUGAUUUGCAAAAAAAAAAAAAAAAAAAAAAAAAAAGAAAAAGAAAAGAUAGAACAUGGAGUCUAAGGAGCUUAAUUUGAGCAAAGACUUUGGAGGUGGGAAUACUAGUAAGGGAGGUGAUGGGUUUAUAGAUAGGAGCAAAGUGAGGAUUUUGCUGUGCGAUAACGACGCCAAGAGUUUGGAAGAGGUUCUGACACUUCUUCUGAAAUGCUCUUAUCAGGUGACUCCGGUAAGGUCAGCUAGGCAGGUGAUUGAUGCACUGAAUGCGGAGGGAGCUAAUAUAGAUAUCAUACUUGCUGAACUUGAUCUUCCAUUGGCCAAAGGCAUGAAGAUGUUAAAGUACAUUAAUCGGGAUAAAGAGUUAAGGCGCAUUCCUGUGAUCAUGAUGUCGGCACAAGAUGAGGUCUCUAUAGUUGUCAAGUGCCUGAGGCUCGGAGCAGCAGACUAUCUUGUAAAGCCUUUACGAACUAAUGAGCUACUAAACUUGUGGAUACACAUGUGGAGAAGAAGGCACAUGCUUGGACUGGCUGAGAAGAACAUUUUGAACUAUGACUUUGAUCUGGUAACAUCAGACCCUAGUGAUGCUAAUACCAACAGUACGACUUUGUUCUCGGAUGACACGGAUGACAAGAGCACCAACCCUGAAAUGGGAAUGUCAACCCAUCAAGAAGAUGAGUCUGCUGCUGUAGAGCCUCCACAUAUGGAUUUAGUGGGAUAUCGGCCUGAUGUGCCUGGAAUCAGUGACCGACGAACGGGACAAUUUUCAUCUGGCCCAAAGAAGAGUGAGCUGAAAAUUGGGGAGUCUUCUGCCUUCUUUACUUACGUGAAAUCAAGCAUGGUCAAAAGUAACUCUCAAGGCAUUGUUAAUGUUAUUGACAAUUCUGCUCAAAAUUUGGGGACUAGAGAAAAAUAUGAAGAGGGCAGUCAAAGAUUGAUUAAUGAUCCCCAAAUACAUGCAAAUGGGGAGGCAGGGGAAAACUACUCGCAGGAAGAUGACUUUCCAUGCAGUGGUAGUAUUCCAGAUUCUCUUUCAAUGGAGAGAUCUUGUACACCACCUUCAUCUAUGGGACUCUCGCAGCAAAGGGAUCUCAAGGACAAGAAACUCAAUCAAGUUCUUUCACAGCCAAGAAAUGAGCAUCAACUUGAUGUUUCUGCCUUACCUGCACAAGCUGCGUUUCCAUAUUGCCUUUCCGGAGUAAAUCAAGUUAUGAUGCCAUCAACAGCACAACUGUAUCAAAAGAAUCUGUACGGCCUUCAUAAUCAUGCACCUAAUUCUAUGAUGUCUCAGUACCAUCAUCUUCCGCAAUGCCCUCCUCACGUUAAUGGAAUGGCAUCAUACCCAUAUUACCCGGUUAACAUUUGCUUACAACCUGGUCAAAUGCCCACUUGUCAUUCUUGGCCAUUUGUUGGAAGUCCUUCAGCUGAAGUGAAAUCAAAUAAGGUGGAUAGAAGAGAAGCAGCAUUAAUCAAGUUUAGGCAGAAAAGGAAGGAACGAUGUUUUGAUAAGAAGAUUAGGUAUGUUAAUCGAAAACAACUUGCUGAAAGAAGGCCUCGAGUACGUGGACAGUUUGUGAGGAAGAUAAAUGGUGUUAAUGUGGAUCUUAAUGGGCAACCUACUUCUGCUGAUUCUGAUGAAGAUGAUGGCGAAGAUGAGGAGAAGGAUGCUUGAAAGGAUUCCUCUAAAAAAUGCGUGCUUUCAAGCAUGCUUCAGGACAUCGAUGUCGUUGCUGGUUAUUGAGGAUCAUAUUGUUCCAGUUCCCGCAAAGUUGUUUAAUUUUCGAGAAUUUUCCUAUACCCUUACCGUUUUGUAAUGCGAUGGACGGGAAGUGGUUCUUCCGUUUGGCAAAAAAAAUGCAUCCAUCGAAUAGACAAGGGAUUAAAAACAUUUGCUGGAGAUAUCAGGGGAGCAGAAAGCCCCCUUUUUUUUCUCUUCUUCUGUUGAAAGGAUAAAGAGUUAUUGGCAUGCUUCAAGAAUCUGAAAAGGGAUUGAAACGAUGAAGAAGAAUAUCAGAGAUCUGAAUGAUCCUCCCAAGUCUUAUAGAUUUUCAAUUUGCUUCCUUUCUAUGGUACGUUUCUGUUGUCUUAUAUGUCAACAAGGAAUCCAUUAUGGUGGUAGUGUUA
This is a messenger RNA of Juglans microcarpa x Juglans regia, 2628 nucleotides long. RefSeq names its product two-component response regulator-like APRR1. The record is from RefSeq and is a predicted model, not a curated record. NCBI's taxonomy places the organism in Eukaryota, Viridiplantae, Streptophyta, Magnoliopsida, Fagales, Juglandaceae. Gene Ontology annotation, molecular function: protein binding. The transcript is spliced from 6 exons. The coding region runs from base 563 to 2176 and encodes 537 amino acids. Gene Ontology annotation, biological process: phosphorelay signal transduction system; cytokinin-activated signaling pathway.